Molecule: messenger RNA, 231 nt
Organism: Penicillium subrubescens
Lineage: Eukaryota; Fungi; Ascomycota; Eurotiomycetes; Eurotiales; Aspergillaceae
Exons: 1
Coding region: 1-231 (76 amino acids)
Source: RefSeq, a predicted model, not a curated record
AUGCCGAAAGAUGCUGGGUUGCUUGAAAACUGUUGCGAGGAUCUCACUUUCGUGUUCCUCUACUACCGUGUCCAGGGUGCCAAUAACGUGAAGAAAGGGCGUGGAGAGACUCUGGGAGUACAUACUGUUGUAGUACUCAUCGUGCCACGGUACCCAGAGAUGCAGAUUGCAAACUUCAGAGAACGCUGGCCGGAAAGGUUGUCAAGGAAUGAAUUGACUGGUAAUCCCUGA